AUGGCAGAAAUAGAACAUUACGUUGAUCCUGACAAAAAAGAUCACGCACGUUUUGAUGAAGUAAAAGACAUUAAGCUUCGACUAUUGCCUCAGUCAAUACAGGAAGAGGGCAAAUUAGAACCUGUUGAGAUGAGUAUUGGUGAAGCAGUUAAUAAAAAAAUAGUUGAUAAUCAGACACUAGGUUAUUUUCUUGCAAGGAUACAUUUAUUUUUACUCAAACUUGGAAUAAAAUAUGAAAAACUUCGUUUUCGUCAACAUAUGCCAAAUGAGAUGGCACAUUAUGCCUGUGAUUGUUGGGAUGCAGAAAUUCAAAGUAGCUAUGGAUGGAUUGAAUGUGUUGGAUGUGCAGAUCGUUCAGCAUAUGAUUUAACAGUUCAUUCGAAUCGUACAAAAGAAAAACUUGUGGUGCGGGAAAGUUUACAAACACCAAUAGUUUAUGAGAAGACAAUUUUGGAAAUAAACAAAAAAGUGUUUGGGCCCAAAUUUCGACAAAAAUCCAAAAUUGUUGAAGAAUAUUUGGUAGGAUUAAAUGAUAUUGAACUUGACAACUUGAAAAAAGCAUUAGAUGAUGGUGAUGGAAAAACUAAUGUUACUGUUGGAACAGAUGGUGAUACAUAUGAAAUUACAAGUGAUUUAGUCACCAUUAGCCGUCAAACAAUCUCAGAGCAUGGUAUAAUUACUAUAUUACACUAA
This is a messenger RNA of Entrophospora sp. SA101, 693 nucleotides long. NCBI's taxonomy places the organism in Eukaryota, Fungi, Glomeromycota, Glomeromycetes, Entrophosporales, Entrophosporaceae. The record is from the annotation of a GenBank genome assembly.